AUGCUAUCCUACCUUCUUUUUGGCGCAGUUGUUUUCCUAGUGUAUGUUUUUAUCAAAACAAUCAGAAAUGAGAAAUCGAAGAUUAUCGCAAAGAUUCCGGGUCCUAAAGGGAUACCCCUCUUUGGGAAUGCACUUCAAGUUGACCUUGAGCAUAUUCACAAAGAUUUACUUAGAUGGACAAAGGAGUACGGACCGAUCUUCAAGUUGAACUUUGCUGGGGACUUAGUAGUUGUACUUAACAGUUAUGAUGCCAUCUACGAAGCUCUUGUCACGAAAUCAGCAGAUUUCGCAGGCCGACCAAAUGACACAUUCAGAGUUAAAGCUUUCUCAAAAAACGAAGAUGUCAUAUUUGAAGACUACACGGACAAAAUUAAAUAUAUGAAGAAACUCAUGCUCCAAGGACUAAAGAUGUACGGCGAGGAACGUUCGAAUAUAAUCAAGAUCACCCAAAGUGAAGUCAACUUAUGUAUGGAUAAAUUUGCCGCUAAAAACAACGAGCCGUUCUAUUAUGACGACGCUGUUGAAACGAUGAUUUUGAAAAUCCUUGCAGAAGUAAUAGGCGGGGUUCAGUUUGCGGACGACCACCCUUACAUCAAACAAAUAGCCGAGUUUCAAAAUAAAGCUGGAAGAGUAAUGUCAGCAGGCAAUGGAGUGGAACUAGACAUGUUUCCUUGGCUACGGUUUUUCGGAAAUCAAAAUUUUAAACUACUGACGGAGUCGUGUAGUUUAAGGGAUGCUGCAAUGAGUGGAAUGCGGAUAGAAUGUGAGAAAUCACUUGAUUCGAACAAUAGUGUUAUGGCUGGAUUUAUAAGAGCCCAAAGAGACCCCCUAACUCCGCACCAAAUAUCGGAUUACAACAUAAUAAUGACUUCGGCGAAUCUCAUUGGUGCAGGAUUAACCACGACUAAAGCCACCAUCUCUGGAUUGUUUCUUCUACUGAUGAGGCAUCCAGAUAUACAGGCAAAACUACAAGAAGAGGUUGACCAAGUUGUCGGCAAAGACCGGAAUCCAAGUGUUGACGAUAAAGAAAGCAUGCCGUACCUUCAAGCGACGCUUAUCGAAGUGUUACGUUAUUUGACGCAUGUGCCAAUUUCGGUACCCCAUAAAACGUUGGUAGACACGAGUGUUGCAGGAUAUGAUGUUCCAAAGGGAACACAGGUUUGGACGAACAUAUUUGCAAUGCACCACAAUCCUGCAAUGUUCCCAGAUCCUUGGCAGUUUAAACCAGAACGUUGGUUGGAUAAUGACGACAAAUUGGUAUCUUUAGAGGAACGAAACAAAGCUAUUUCGUUUGGAGCUGGUCGACGUGUUUGUGUCGGGGAACAAUUUGCAAGAACCAGAUUAUUCCUGUUUUGUGCUACAUUGUUGCAGAAAUUCACGAUCAGUCCACCAGAUGGCUCUCAAAGUCCGUCUCCUGAUCCACGUGACUUUCCUCUCGGAAUUGUACUCCACCCUGUGCCAUUUCAAAUCAAAGCAAUAGCGAGACAAUAA
Messenger RNA from Owenia fusiformis, 1491 nucleotides. Lineage: Eukaryota; Metazoa; Annelida; Polychaeta; Sabellida; Oweniidae. The record is from the annotation of a GenBank genome assembly.